Syngnathus acus (greater pipefish) is the source of this 1426-nucleotide messenger RNA. It is a transcript of the gene star, whose product is annotated as steroidogenic acute regulatory protein. Gene Ontology annotation, biological process: intracellular cholesterol transport; steroid biosynthetic process; regulation of steroid biosynthetic process. The record is from RefSeq and is a predicted model, not a curated record. Gene Ontology annotation, cellular component: mitochondrion; mitochondrial intermembrane space. Gene Ontology annotation, molecular function: cholesterol transfer activity; cholesterol binding. NCBI's taxonomy places the organism in Eukaryota, Metazoa, Chordata, Actinopteri, Syngnathiformes, Syngnathidae. The coding region runs from base 49 to 909 and encodes 286 amino acids. The transcript is spliced from 7 exons.
CGUGACUGAGUUUUUGUUCUCUUAAGGCACAGAAAUUCUGAGAACAAAAUGCUUCCUGCAACUUUCAAACUGUGCGCUGGCAUCUCCUACCGCCAUAUGAGGAACAUGAGAGGUUUAAGAAAGAAUGCAAUUGUGGCUAUACACCAUGAGCUGGACCGACUUGCCGGUCCAGGCCCCAGUAACUGGAUCAGCCAAGUCCGGAGAAGAAGUUCCUUCCUCAGUUCUCCGAUUAAGGAGGAGAAUGGAUACAGUGAGGAAGAAAUGUCCUAUGUGAAACAAGGUGAAGAUGCGCUGCAGAAAGCUAUUGGCAUCCUCAGUGAGCAGGAGGGCUGGAUUGUUGAGACUGUCGCUGCAAACGGAGAUAAAGUCUUGAGUAAGGUGUUGCCUGGCAUCGGAAAGGUGUUCAGGUUAGAGGUUCUGUUAGACCAACAUCCUGAUAGCCUUUAUGGAGAGCUGGUGGGAAACAUGGAGCAGAUGGCUGAGUGGAACCCAAACGUGAAGCAGGUCAAGAUUCUUCAAAAGAUCGGCAAGGACACAUUGGUGACCCAUGAGGUAUCAGGAGACACACCGGGCAAUGUAGUGGGGCCUCGGGAUUUUGUCAGUGUUCGCUGUGCAAAGCGCCGCGGCUCCGCCUGCUUCCUGGCUGGAACGUCCACUCAACACCCAAAGAUGCCUGAGCAGAGGGGUGUGGUCAGGGCAGAGAAUGGACCCACUUGUAUAGUUAUGAAGCCCAGCAGUGAAGACCCCAAUAAGACCAAGUUCACUUGGUUACUAAAUAUAGAUUUAAAGGGUUGGAUCCCAAAGACAAUCAUCAACAAAGUGCUCUCCCAGACACAGGUGGACUUUGCCAACCACCUCAGGCAAAGGAUGGCCAAUCAGGUUUCCGUGGAGAUGGCUCACACUUGCUGACACAACAUGCCUGCUGUGCUUCGACAUUAUACGCUCAGUAGUGGCAGAGGAGAGACUAAUGUGCCAUCAAACAACACAAACACGCUAUGAUCAGCAAAGAAAAAAAAUUGCUAAUAGGGAAAUUAAAUUAAUACAUUGCUUGGCUUAAAAUCUGAGCACACUUGUGUUUCUCUCACACAUUAAUAGGCAAUCUGUGAAUGAGACACCAAUCAUAUUGUUGAUUAACAUGUUCAUUCAGAUUGAACCAUUCCGCCUUGAGCCGGUCUGAGGAGUCAAACAGUUAAUGAACAGCACAUUGUUUCAGAGUGAUAAUACCUUGGGUAUCAUGUCGCUCCACUGUGAAUUGCACAUUUUAUUGCUGUGCUUUAUUUAUUGAUUUUGUGCCAUUGCAAUAGCUGCUAUGUGAAUAAACGAUCUCCAUGCCAUUGAUAUUUAUGAGUGUAUGCAAAAAGGUACCGAAGAGAUUUUUUUGCUGAUACCUGAAAACUCAAAUAAAUGCUAUGCUGACAACCCAUCA